AUGACCAACAUCUCCACGGUGAGGGAAUUCCUCCUGCUGGGAUUCUCGGAGGUCCGGGAGCUGCAGCUGGUCCAUGCCGCACUGUUCCUCCUGGUCUACCUGGCGGCCCUGGUGGGGAAUGUCCUCAUCGUCACCGUCACUGCCCUCGACCGGCGCCUCCACACCCCCAUGUACUUCUUCCUCAGGAACCUGUCCAUCCUUGACCUCUGCCUCAUCUCCAUCACUGUCCCCAACUCCAUCCACAACUCCCUUACCGACAAGAGAUCCAUCUCCCUAAUGGGCUGUGCCAUCCAGGUCUUCUCUGUGGUCUGGUUUGCCAGCUCAGAGCUGUUCGUCCUCACGGCCAUGUCCUACGACCGCUACACCGCCAUCUGCCUACCCCUGAGCUACGAGGUCGUCAUGGCUCGAGGGGCCUGUUGGAAGAUGGCUGCUGCCUCCUGGCUCAGUGGGGGCCUGUUUGGAGUCUUGUUUUUAGCUUCGAUCUUCUCCCUACCUUUCUGUGGGUCCAACAUUGUCCAGCAGUUUUUCUGUGACGUCCCCUACCUGCUGAAGAUCACCUGCUCCGAGGACCAUGUCGCCAUCGACGUGAGCGUCACCGCCGGGGUAGCUUUAGGCGUCGUCUGCUUCAUUCUCAUCAUCGUCUCGUACGUCCACAUCUUUUGGGCCGUGCUGAAGAUGCCGGCCGCCGAGGCCCGGACCAAGGCCUUCUCCACUUGCUUGCCUCACCUCGUCGUCGUCACAGUCUUUCUCUCAACGGCUGCCAUCGCCUACCUCAAGACCGCAUCAGACUCCCCUUCGGCACUAGAUCUACUGGUGUCCAUGUUCUAUACCGUGGUGCCACCCACUCUGAAUCCCCUCCUCUACAGUCUGAGGAACCGGGACAUGAAGGCUUCUCUGGGGAGAAUCCUAAAGGGG
Molecule: messenger RNA, 915 nt
Organism: Tachyglossus aculeatus (Australian echidna)
Lineage: Eukaryota; Metazoa; Chordata; Mammalia; Monotremata; Tachyglossidae
Product: olfactory receptor 14A16-like
Exons: 1
Biological process (GO): G protein-coupled receptor signaling pathway
Cellular component (GO): membrane
Molecular function (GO): G protein-coupled receptor activity; olfactory receptor activity; odorant binding
Source: RefSeq, a predicted model, not a curated record